ACUAGAAAAAAAAAAAGGAUAUACUGAGCUGUCGCAGUAAUCGGAGGAGUCAUUGAUAUUGCUGGUAGUAUUGUUUGUUUCAGCAGCUGAUACUCUUUCUCUUUGGUUCAUCAUCUUCGUUUCUCUCUGCUACAAUUCUGCCCACCAUCUUCUCUUUUGAACUCGCUUUGGUUUCAAGAAUGGAAUGAAGUAUUCACAUGGACGGAAUAAGCUAAUCCCCAGUAAUCCCGUUUCUGCAAAAUCGGGGUUUUUCUAUUCUUGAUUCCUUCCUUCCUUCCCUUUUUUUAAUUCCUUUGGAUGCAGAAAUGAAAUUUGACAGUCUAACCCUUGUGGAUAACUCCUAAACGAUCUUCAUAAUUUGCUGCUGUGGAGUUCGUCUGCAAAAUACGGACAGGAGACAAACUAUGACUCAACCAUCUGUUGUUUUAGCAACUGCAAGCUAUGAUCACACCAUUAGGUUCUGGGAGGCCAAAAGUGGGCGGUGCUAUCGAACUAUUCAGUACCCAGAAUCUCAAGUUAAUCGGCUUGAGAUAACUCCAGAUAAGAGGUUCCUAGCUGCUGCAGGGAAUCCCCACAUUCGACUAUUUGAUGUUAACUCUACCAGUCCUCAGCCGGUGAUGAGCUAUGAUUCACACACGAAUAAUGUGAUGGCUGUGGGUUUCCAAUGCGAUGGAAAAUGGAUGUACUCAGGUUCUGAAGAUGGAACUGUAAAGAUUUGGGAUUUGAGGGCACCAGGGUGUCAGCGAGAAUACGAAAGCCGUGCUGCUGUUAACACUGUUGUUUUACAUCCAAAUCAGACCGAGUUGAUAUCUGGUGACCAAAAUGGCAAUAUUCGUGUAUGGGACUUGACUGCAAACUCGUGCAGCUGUGAGCUGGUGCCAGAGGUUGAUACAGCAGUGAGAUCGUUGACGGUGAUGUGGGAUGGAAGCUUGGUAGUCGCUGCAAACAACCGAGGAACAUGCUACGUUUGGAGGUUGUUGCGUGGAACCCAGACAAUGACCAACUUUGAGCCACUUCACAAGCUACAGGCUCAUGAUGGUUAUAUCCUUAAAUGUCUUCUUUCACCGGAGUUUUGUGAGCCUCAGCGGUAUCUGGCAACCGCAUCUUCUGAUAGUACAGUCAAGAUAUGGAAUGUAGACGGUUUCACCUUGGAGAAAACUCUCGUUGGACAUCAACGUUGGGUGUGGGAUUGUGUAUUCUCUGUUGAUGGUGCUUAUCUCAUUACAGCUUCUUCUGAUACAACAGCUAGGCUUUGGUCGAUGUCUACUGGUGAGGAUAUUAGAGUUUAUCAGGGGCAUCAUAAAGCCACCGUGUGCUGUGCUCUCCAUGAUGGUGCUGAAACCACCGCCGCCUGAUGUCGAUGGGCAGAGCUGGUUGGUUUUGUCCUCUAAUUUCAUGGUCGGCUAUCCGUUACCGUUGGGUAACCCUGCAGGUCACCACCAGAAACCAGUUUGUGUUUCAAGUACUUGUUUGAAAAUACAGAUUGUGAUGCCUUGAUGUCCAUGGUUGUAUUUCUUUUGCAGUGUAAGAUUGACUGCACAUUUUUCUACUCAGCAAUGACCACUCAAACUUUCUUA
This is a messenger RNA of Cynara cardunculus var. scolymus (artichoke), 1577 nucleotides long. RefSeq names its product protein LST8 homolog. Gene Ontology annotation, cellular component: TORC2 complex; TORC1 complex. Gene Ontology annotation, molecular function: protein binding. NCBI's taxonomy places the organism in Eukaryota, Viridiplantae, Streptophyta, Magnoliopsida, Asterales, Asteraceae. The transcript has 11 exons. The record is from RefSeq and is a predicted model, not a curated record. Gene Ontology annotation, biological process: TOR signaling; regulation of actin cytoskeleton organization. The coding region runs from base 405 to 1355 and encodes 316 amino acids.